AUGCAUGCUUCCAUCACUAUAUUCUUCUGUGAUCUAGGUUCUCCGACAAAAUUGGAAAACCUUACAGACCAACAGAGUGGAGGGGAUAUAGAGAAUCCCGGUGAUGGCUUCAUUUCAGUGCCGCAGGUUAAGAACAUCCAAGAAGCAAAACUAAUACAUCUUCAAGCAAUUCAGCUUGCGAAACUCAUUUGUGAUGAAAUUGGAAAAUUGGAUAAUUCAACAGCUGCAUUAAAAGUUUCAGCUCCUCUGAAAACUGCGGUGAUGUAUGGGAAUUGUGAAGUUGCCGAAGAAAUCUUAAGUAUAAGUUCUAAAUCGAUAUAUGUUCGAGAUAAGUCAGACCACACAAUUUUCCAUCUCUCAAUCGCGAAUCGUCGUGAAAAUAUAUUCAAUCUCAUACACCAAUAUGGUGAGGUUGGCUACAACUUUUUAAAUAUGGUAGAAAAUGAAGGAAAUUGUGGUCUACAUUUAGCCGGAUGUUUGGGUAGUCAUGUGAAACUCAAUCUCAGAGCCACAGCAGCUGGUGCAGCUUUACAGAUGCAGCGUGAAUUGUUAUGGUUUAAGGAAGUGGAAAAAAUUACACUUGCUCAUGACAGAGAGCGUAAAAACAACAAUGGGAAGACACCAAAAAUGUUAUUUACAGAGACACAUGAAGACUUGGUGAAGGAAGGAGAGAAAUGGAUGAAAGACACAUCUACAUCAUGCACUAUUGUAGCAGCACUAAUUGUUACUGUAGUGUUUGCAGCGGCAAUUACCGUACCAGGUGGAAACAAAGGUGAUGGCCUUCCCAACUUCUCCAAAGAAACAGGUUUUAGAGUUUUUGCUAUAUCUGAUGCACUUGCUCUUUUCUCGUCAAGCUCUUCCUUGAUUAUGUUCUUGUCCAUCCUAACUUCACGCUAUGCCGAAGAGGAUUUUCUCUAUGCACUACCCAAGAGAUUAAUUAUUGGACUUGUGACCCUUUUCCUAUCCAUGAUAUUUAUGAUGACAGCUUUUGGAGCAGCACUUUUUCUUGUUUUUGGAGAUAAAAAUGCAUGGAUUCUUACCGCUGUGGUCGCAUUGGCAUGUGUACCUGUGAUAUUGUUUGCAUCUUUGCAAUUUCCACUCCUUCUAGACAUGAUCAAAUCCACCUAUGGCCCCGGUAUUUUUGGUAAGAAAAGUGAUCGUAUGCUCUACUAG
Molecule: messenger RNA, 1173 nt
Organism: Ilex paraguariensis (yerba mate)
Lineage: Eukaryota; Viridiplantae; Streptophyta; Magnoliopsida; Aquifoliales; Aquifoliaceae
Source: the annotation of a GenBank genome assembly